CAGAGAUCUUUAAACUACUAGACACACAAAAGAAACAUCUAUUUUCAGUCACAGACACACUGAACUCGUUUGCUUUUAUGUUUAUUUAGGUCCUUCCCAGAGGAGAUCUGCGUCUUACCUGCCAAACUGCUUAAAUUGCUUAUUAUUUUUCAGCGUCGUCGCGCAGCAGUCAUAUUUAAUUGUUUAUUUCACUCUUCAAGUCCACGAGCUUCUCAAAAGACCCGCGUGAGGAGGAAGGCUGGAGAGCUGUGAUAUGUAAAUGACAGCUGGAUGUGUGAAGUGUGUGCAGUAGUAUACAGUGAGCUGAGCGUUACUGUAGACGAAUUCACAACACUUUGGCUGUGGCAUUUUUGGCUAUAUCGACAUGACAACUUUUGAUUUUUCCGACGUGGAGGCAUUUUUGGAUUGCCAUCCGGAGCUUUUUGAGGAAUAUCUCGUCAGAAAGGGGAAAUGUGACACCCUGAGCAGGUGGAUCAAAGAGCAUCAGCCGUCCAAAACGUCUCCGGUAGAGGAGAAACGCGGGGUCGCGAGGGAUCCAUUCUGGCCCACGAACCCUGAUGGACUGAAGCGCAGAUCAUCCCACAUGGAGCUCCGCAGGAACUUCGCCCGGUCCAAAGCGAUGACGGCGCACCGGACCUACGACGAGCACGUCAGUCUCACGGCUCACGAGUCCCAGUCAAGUAUGCGACGGCGCGCGCUCUUGCGGAAAGCCAGCUCGUUACCGCCGACCACCGCGCACAUCUUGAGCGCGCUGCUAGAGUCCCGGGUGAACGUGCCUCAAUAUGCCUCUAGCGCCAUUGACUACAAAUACAGACUCAAAGAGUCCAACGAGAGGGAGUUCUUCCUCGAGCUGGUUAAGGACAUUUCUAACGAACUUGACAUGACGAACCUCAGUUAUAAGAUUCUUAUCAAUGUGUGCAUCAUGGUGAACGCAGACAGGUGUUCGCUUUUCCUAGUGGAGGGACCGUCUCAUAAGAGGACACUUGUGUCCAAGUUUUUUGAUGUACACUCGGGUACGACGGUGCGACCCUCUUCGAGCACUCUGGACUCAAACGAGGUGCAGGUUCCGUGGGGAAAAGGCAUCAUAGGUUAUGUAGCAGAACACGGAGAAACCGUCAACAUCCCGAACGCAUACGAGGACCAUCGGUUCAGUGAUGAGAUUGACAAGCUGACAGGCUAUAAGACUCAGUCCAUUCUGUGCAUGGCCAUCCGCAACAGUGACGGCGAAGUCAUCGGCGUAGUGCAGGCCAUCAAUAAGAACCCCAGCGGAAAUCCAUUCACUGAGGACGAUGAGAAGGUGCUGCAAAUGUAUCUACCAUUCUGCGGAAUAUCGAUCUCCAACGCCAAACUCUUCUCUGAAUCCCGCAAGGAGUAUGAGAGGAGCAGGGCACUGCUGGAGGUGGUGAAUGAUUUGUUUGAGGAGCAGACGGACCUGGAGAAGAUUGUGAGAAAGAUCAUGCAGCGUGCGCUGACAUUGUUGCAGUGUGAGCGCUGCUCCGUCCUUCUGCUUGAAGACAUCCACUCCCCUGUAGUGAAGUUCUCCCAGACAUUUGAGCUUAUGUCUCCACUGUGCAGCGUCGAUCAUGACAUCAGCAUGGAGAAGGUGUCUUGUUCGGACUGGCUAAUCAAUAACAGCAUUGCUGAGUUGGUUGCAUCAACCGGACUGCCUGUUAACAUUAGUGACGUCUGUCAGGAUCCCCGCUUUGAUGCUGAGGCGGACCAGGCUUCUGGUUUUCAUAUCAGAUCAGUUUUAUGCGUCCCCAUCUGGAAUCGGACACAUCAGAUUAUUGGUGUUGCCCAGAUUCUGAAUCGCUUGGACAGGAAGACAUUUAAUGAUGCAGAUCAAAGGUUAUUUGAGGCAUUUGUUAUUUUCUGUGGUCUGGGCAUUAACAACACAAUGAUGUAUAACCAGGUGAAGAAGACUUGGGCCAAGCAGUCUGUGGCUCUAGAUAUGCUGUCCUAUCAUGCUACAUGCUCUAAGGCAGAGGUUGAUCGACUGAAAGCUGCUAAGAUUCCCCUAAGCAGUGAGCUCGGGAUCGAUGAGUUCCACUUUAAUGACUUUUCUCUGGACAACGACGCCAUGAUCACUGCCUCCCUGCGGAUGUUUUUGGAGCUUGGUGUCGUGCAGAAAUUCAAAAUUGAUUAUGAGGUGCUGUGCCGCUGGCUGCUUACCGUGAGGAAGAACUACCGCACGGUAGCCUACCACAACUGGAGGCACGCCUUCAACGUCUCGCAGUGCAUGUUUGUUAUGAUCACUACUGCUGGGUUCCAGGAGGUGCUGACAGACUCAGAGAUUCUCGCACUUAUGGUUGGGUGUUUCUGCCAUGACCUGGACCAUCGGGGCACAAAUAAUGCCUUUCAGGCAAAGUCUGGGUCAGCACUGGCGCUGCUGUACGGAACAUCUGCCACACUUGAGCAUCAUCAUUUCAACCACGCUGUCAUGAUCCUGCAGAGUGAGGGUCACAACAUUUUUGCUAAUCUAUGCUCCAAGGAGUACAGCAACAUGAUGCAGCUACUGAAACAGGCCAUUCUGUCCACAGAUCUCACCUUGUAUUUCAAAAGAAGAACCAAGUUCUUUGAGGUUGUUCUCUCUGGACAGUUCAGUUGGAGUAAUGAAGAACAUAGAGACAUGUUCAGGUCUAUGCUGAUGACUGCCUGCGACUUGGGUGCAGUGACUCGACCAUGGGAAAUCUCAAAACAGGUGGCUGAACUAGUGACCAGUGAAUUCUUUGAACAAGGUGACAGAGAGAGAUCAGAGCUGAAGUUGACACCAGCUGCCAUUUUUGAUCGUAAUCGUAAAGAUGAGCUCCCUGUUCUUCAGCUGGAAUGGAUUGAUGGAAUUUGUAAGCCACUAUAUGAGGCUCUUGUGAAGUUGAAUAGGAAGCUUCAACCGAUGGCAGAUGGAAUUGAUGCCAACCGAAAGAAGUGGGAGGAGCUUUGUCUGUCCUAUCAGCAAACACGCAGAGCCUCUGAGUGUAUCUCCAAUCUGAAGGCAGGAGAGAUAGAAUCCUCUCAGAGUUCAGACUCCACCCAUGAGACGGAAUCAAGUCAGAGUGAAGCAACCAAUCAGAGCAAAGACUCCACCCACUGUGUGGAGCCAAAUCAUACCCCAGUAGCCAAUUACAAAUAGGAGGCGUGAUGUGGCAAUUAAAGGACGGCCCACUGAGUAAUGAGGACUUUGACAGCUUUACUAUGUUUACAUACAAAAAAAAAAAACCAUGUUAACCAACUUUUCUUUGUUUGUUUCUUUUUUUACAUGGGUUGCUUUGAGAUUGACAGUAUUUCUAUUGAAAUUAAAGGGAUAGUCCACCAAAAAAUGAAAAUUCUGUCAUUUACUCACCCUCAUGUUGUUCCAAACCUGUAUGACUUUCUUUCUUCUGUGGAACAUAAAUAUUUUGAAGAAUGUCGGUAACCAGUUUCAGCUCCCAUUGUCUUAAAUUGUAUGGACAAAAAAAAAAAAAAAAAUUAUAUAUAUAUAUAUAUAUAUAUAUAAAUAAUGGAACCGAAACCGUUUGAUUGCCAACAUUUUUCACACAAUGCUUCUUUUGGGUUCCGCAGAGAUAAGAAAGACCAGGUUUGGAGCAACAUAAGGGUUAUUUUUGGGUGAACUAUCCCUUUAAAUCAGGCACUUGCACUUGCAGCACAAUUUAAAACAUUAAACAAUGACUAUGGUUUUAAAAUGAAAGUAUAACAACCCAUAUUUUUGAGAUUUAGUCUCAGAAAAAAAAAAAUUAUAAUGGCAUAUGUGACAAAACUGUGAAAAUUCAGGUGCACAAAAAAUUGAAUGUCAGAAUUUGUAAUGUGUUUAAUGCUCAGAUGUUGCAUUCAGUGAGUCUUUACUGCUAUAUUGCAAGUUUUACAAAGCCUAGAAUUACAUAAAUAUAAAACAGAGUUGCUGAUAGGAUUCCUAUGCUUGAGAUGCAGAAACUGAGCACUGAUUUGAUGAAUGUAUAAAUUAAUAUCACUGUGAUUUUUUUGCUGUUGUCUCUUCAGACUUGCAUGGAACCACUGGGACAACUGCUGAUUGUGUUAUAAUUUUAUAUUGAAGAGCACAAAUUGUUUAAUGUUUGUGUAUGCAUCCUUAGCCUCAUGUACCUUUCAAUCAUAAAAUAGUAUAGCUACAUUACUACAACUUUUACUGCAAAAAUACAGUAUACAUUGUCUUGCACAUGAUUGCAUACCAACUGUUCACAUGGCAAACAGAAGAUUAUUCAGAAUGAAUUUGAAUCAGGGAUACGUCCUUGAAAGUUGAUUUCUAAGAUGAACCAAAGUCAGUUAUCACACUACUUAAAAAGUGAAUUUGUUGCAUGCAAAACAGACAUCUGUUCUUGGCAUGUGAGUUUCAGUGUUCAUUUUUGUCACGUUUAAAUUUAGUAUGUGAAAUUUAUUGUAUUGUUUUGAAUGCACUACGAAUGCCAUGAAAUGCAUGCUGCAUAGAUUUGACAAAAGCAACUUUAUGCUUUAAAUGAGAGUUAAACUCUCGGGUUGUGUUGCAGUCUUGCUACUAAUGUUUAUCGGUGUGCACACGGUCAGAUUAUGCUCUUUCAGUUCAGUUUGUCUGCCUUAUUAAAAUGAAAUGUAACUAUUUUUGCAUUUAUUAUGAUUGGACAUUUCAAAGAAAAGAGAAAGAAUGCAUUUAUAUUCAUACCGUGAAAAAGAAGGCCAGAAAUAGCUUUUAUAUUUUAUUAGCUAUAACAUAAAAUGUUCAUAUAUCAUACUUGGUGCCUCAGCGUGUCUCUUGUAGAGAGAUUCUCAUACUGUAUUUCAAUGGAUCAUAUAUCCAUCAAAUGCCACAUGAAUGAAUAUGAUAUACUGUGCAGUUUGUAAGAGGUACACAGGGUUUUUUCUUGCCAGACUGAUUGCUGGUCAUUUUCCUCAGGCUGUUUUGUAAAUAAAGAUCACUGUGAUGCAA
Molecule: messenger RNA, 4912 nt
Organism: Ctenopharyngodon idella (grass carp)
Lineage: Eukaryota; Metazoa; Chordata; Actinopteri; Cypriniformes; Xenocyprididae
Gene: pde11al
Product: phosphodiesterase 11a, like
Exons: 20
Coding region: 365-3130 (921 amino acids)
Biological process (GO): signal transduction
Molecular function (GO): 3',5'-cyclic-nucleotide phosphodiesterase activity; protein binding
Source: RefSeq, a predicted model, not a curated record